AUGGAACCUCCACCCCCAGACGCUGAGUUGUACCCCCGGGCCGGACGCAGCACCUUCCUUCGUAUAAGGCUCGAUGUCCUCUUUAACAACAUCUCCAUUCUCAAGCAACGAUGUUCGGCCCAUACAGACAUCAUAGCAGUGGUGAAAGCCAACGCCUACGGUCAUGGCAGCGUGGAAAUAUCCAGGUAUCUGGAGUCCCGGGGGGUCGGGCACUUCGCCGUCGCCAUCCCAGAGGAAGGCGCUCAGCUGAGGCAGGCAGGGAUACAGGGACACAUACUGAUUUUAGGUAACGCCAUCGAGGAGGACAUCCCGAUAUUAGUGAAGUAUACGUUGACACCGACGGUGGCGGAACUCAAAUUCCUCAAGGAAUGGUGUAAGGCCACCACAAAAGACCCUAAACGGGGUAAGGAAUGGUCCCCAACUUCCGCUUGUUGGGAGAGUGUCCAUGGACGCCAUCACAGUCCGCUUGAUGAACCAAAGCCUUCGUCCACAACGUUCAACAUCAUCACUGACGACUUCACCUCCCCCAACAGCGUGACAAAGAUGGCUGCUACUCGGCAAAAUCCUCACGAGGUGACGACAAGUCUAGCUGCCAGACUACCUCGCGUGUUUUGUCUGGCGGACAUGUUGUAG
Molecule: messenger RNA, 633 nt
Organism: Haliotis rubra (blacklip abalone)
Lineage: Eukaryota; Metazoa; Mollusca; Gastropoda; Lepetellida; Haliotidae
Product: alanine racemase 1-like
Exons: 5
Coding region: 1-633 (210 amino acids)
Biological process (GO): D-alanine biosynthetic process
Cellular component (GO): cytosol
Molecular function (GO): alanine racemase activity; pyridoxal phosphate binding
Source: RefSeq, a predicted model, not a curated record